Exophiala dermatitidis NIH/UT8656 is the source of this 1134-nucleotide messenger RNA. RefSeq lists its product as uncharacterized. The record is from RefSeq and is a predicted model, not a curated record. Bases 377 to 793 code for a protein of 138 amino acids. Lineage: Eukaryota; Fungi; Ascomycota; Eurotiomycetes; Chaetothyriales; Herpotrichiellaceae. The transcript is spliced from 3 exons.
CGAACGACUGGACCAUGAUCAUCUUUAGUGAAGCAUCAGAUCACUUCAAAAGUUGUGCGAUUGUAGAAGUGAGGCUGCACGCAUGAAAGGCACUACUAGUACGACUGCAGAUCCCACUUUCAGGGGGCCGCGCCAGGAACAUCAUCUGGAGGCGACGGUCACGGUUCAUUUCACAGCAGAUCACGUGGUAAUGGACAGUCACGUGCUACAGGCCAAGCUUGCAGUUGUCCAGAGCUUCUGAUGCGGACCCACCGCAGUUCAGUUGCUUCAACAUCAUCGAAUUUGGAACUCACACCACCACUACCACUGACUCUCAACUCCCGGAACCUCGACGACACUUCCCCUUCGCCAUUGUUCGGACUCUAGUGUUCUCACCAUGGUUUUCGUUGCUACUCUCGCACGCCGGGCGGCAUCGUCCGCAUCGUCAAAGGCUGGCGCAGCAGCAAAGGAUGCAUCAUUGAAGAAGGGUGCCCGACGAGAUCCCGAGCUCUACAUCCUUGGUGCCGUCAUGUGCGGUGCUUUCAGUAUUGCAGGGUUUUACUUUGGCCGCAAGCCAACUUCCGCAACCUCGGAAGCCGAAGUCUCGGUUGCCGAAAGCUCUAUGCCGUGGCAGGUGCAGCAGGGAGAUGAGGACGAAUCCAAGCACUUCAAAUACCAGUAUCAUCCCAAGGGCGACCGAAGCCAGAGUCCCAAGAAUGCCCCGAGCGCCUUGAACACAGUCAUCGUGCCGAACGUUACAUUACCCAAGGCUGUACAUGACAAGUUGAACAAAUGGGGAAAGGAAGGUUAUUGAGCAGCUGGCAGGCGAUCCGAUGCCGUAAACCAGUUUGGCGGUGAACGGACUGAGAAGGAUACCUCCGGGAAUGUUGUACAUAUUUGCCGAAAGGGAGGGACCAUGCACCAAUACCAUACAAGCAUUUACAGUACUUUUGGUUGCGAUCAACAAUGAACCGUCUUCACCUUGCACGGACGGCCCCUUUCCGUGCAGCCCGAUGAGCUCCUAGACGGAAUCCAAUCCAUCAAACAGAGAAGAGGUGGGCGAGGCGCCAAUGCAUUAACAUGUCAGAAGCACCGGGGGGUUAACCCAGGUACUAGUUUGCUUCUUCGUGAACAAUAUGUUUCUUGAUUCUCGUA